GGCGACUCACAGACAGGCUGCUACUGCUGCUGCUGCAGGAGGAAUUGGUGCAGGAUCAGGAGAGAGCAAGCCACCGAGGGGGGGAGACUGACAGGGGGCGAGGAGAGAUCCCCGUAUCCCGACAAUUCUAUCUGAGGACCCCCCAAAAAAAAAAAAAACAGCACAGCUCCCACCUCCCCCCCUCCAGAGAUAUGUCCAGCGAGAAGACAGGCCCUCCAGACUCCGGACCCCACAGCUCUCCCCCACCUUAUAAUCAACCCGGAGGGGAAGGCCCUUGCAAUGGGGUUAUUCCAGGUUAUAAUGAUCCACCACCCCAGCCAUCCAGCGCCACCCUUCCCCGUCAGGACGCCCAAGGAUACCUACAGGAAACGCCUUUCACAGGCCAACCACCAACCCCCCAGGGGUAUGUGGUCCAGACGCACACUCCCACGGGGACCAUGCCAGUAGGAGGGUAUGUGCAACAACCUGCCGGGUAUCCAAUGCACCUUCAACCCUGCACGGCCUAUGUUCCAGUAUACCCCAUGGGAACGCAAUACCAAACUGGAAAUGUCCCACCGCAGCCUGGCAUACCCCCUCCUCAGAUCCCCCCGGGACUGGCACUACUAGAACCUCGUCGCCCGCCUCAUGACUACAUGCCGAUUGCUGUGCUCACCACAAUCUGCUGCUUCUGGCCCACUGGUGUGAUCGCCAUUAUCAAGGCUGUGCAGGUCAGGACAGCUCUGGCUCGAGGAGAUAUUAUGUCAGCAGAAAUUGCCUCCCGCGAAGCUCGGAAUUUCUCCUUCAUCAGCCUGGCCAUUGGGAUCGCAGCCAUGGUCUUGUGUACCAUCCUCACAGUGGUUAUUAUCAUUGCAGCUCAGCACCAUGAAAAUGACUGGGGUAACUGAAUUAUCGUUACGGCACCUGCGGGGGCAACUGAAGGACAGCCCAAUCCACCAAGACUUCUCUGUGCCCUUGACACUUUCUUAAAGUUUACUUUCUUCA
Rana temporaria (common frog) is the source of this 981-nucleotide messenger RNA. It is a transcript of the gene PRRT1, whose product is annotated as proline rich transmembrane protein 1. The record is from RefSeq and is a predicted model, not a curated record. The transcript has 4 exons. NCBI's taxonomy places the organism in Eukaryota, Metazoa, Chordata, Amphibia, Anura, Ranidae. Gene Ontology annotation, cellular component: membrane. Bases 192 to 884 code for a protein of 230 amino acids.